Messenger RNA from Cinara cedri, 5782 nucleotides. NCBI's taxonomy places the organism in Eukaryota, Metazoa, Arthropoda, Insecta, Hemiptera, Aphididae. The record is from the annotation of a GenBank genome assembly.
AUGGCGGUGAGUUUCGCUGAUUGUUAAUUAUGUUUUUGAAUUUUUGUACGUUUUUUCAAGAUUAACCGUUCCCGUCAUCGUUUUGCUCGCAGGAAAAAACUCUGGACCUGAGGUACAAUGAAAUGUGGACGGCUUGGAACAACGCCGAGACCGGGACGGAGGUGUACGACGACGAUGACGAUUCAGCGACACUGUUCAAACGCGACUUGGUGCUGUCUUGGAAACAGUUGAACGUUACGGUCGACAAGAAAAUUCCCAAGUUUUUCGGCCGGAGUGAAAUCGCGCGCAAGCAAAUUUUGGACAACGGUAACAAUGAUAAAAAUAAAAUUUCAAUCGAAUUCGAUUGACGCCGAUUCCGAAAACGUGUCGGCUUUUGUGUUAGGUACGGCGCGGCUAGGCAGGCAGGUACCGCGGUGGCGGCUCGCGGGCGCGACAGUAUGGAAAAGUCCCACGUCUCGGUUUAAUUAUUACAAAUAAAAUAUUAAAAAUAUUACAUUGACGCACGGGUACUUUUAUAAUAGUUUUAUUUUUAUAACAGCUAUAACGUUCCAAACGACAUUUUUACGACUAACUUCGCGAUUAACCGUUCUUAUCUUGCAAUAUUGUCGCCGGUCACAAUAACGCUCUCUGCGAGCGUGCGAGUCGAAGAGAUCGUGGAAAAUCCCGUUAUUCUUGAUGUUGUUAUUUUAUUUUACUGGGCUCCGGACUUUGCCGGCUUCUGUAUGUAUUUUGAGUCGGAUUGUGAUAAACGGACAGUGACGUUUUUCGCCGGCUCCGGCGUACAUUUGCGGCCGGCGACCGCGCUUGGAGGAACACGGUGACCGGCCGUCGAAAAACCGGUGGAUAAAAAAUGGAUGCCUCACCGAACGUAUUGGAGAGUCGUCCCUUUGUGUCCCGUCCGAUUGAUAUUAAAUUUGGCGGGAGCGGUCUUGCGGUCACCUAAAGGCCGUUUCCAAAGUUUGUUUGUGACCGGAUGAAUUCCGGGCCGAGUCAAAUUAUUUGGCGUUGAAACCAUUCUGUUGCCACUAAAUCCCGCAGAUAUGUACUUUAUGCGAAAAUCAGAAGUGGGGCGGAAGUACUGUUACUAUGAAAUGCACCUAACACAACUAUACAUUGUAUUAGUGAAGAUCCUGCACCGGUACCGUGUAAAAACUAAAAACUGCCGAGUGUUGGCGCUUAAAUGCCCUAGGAAUUUCAUAUAUCCCCGGAAAGUAUGGUAAAUCCGGAGGGGCGGGGAGUAUACGAACACUAGAAUUAUGGUACCGAGGGGUAUGAUUUGCCUGUUGCGCCGGGUCACGGUAAAGUGCACGUAAAAUAAUAAUAUGAAUGAACGUGCGCGCGUUUUUGUCGUCCGGUCACCCGAAAUCUAUUUCAUUUCUUACAUAAGUUCGCAAACAUUAUUUUUCCAAUAUUGUUAUUAAUAGUUUUACAAUAAAAUAUUAUGUUAUUAACUCUACCGGAUUUCGUAAAUAAUAUUUAUAUCCAAGCCCGGAUUAAGAUGAUUUUGGGCCUGGGUCCACAAACAUGUUCAAAAUAUUGGAAAAACGAUUUGAACUCGUAUAAGUCAUAUAUUAUGUAAAUAAACUUUACUCAUAAGUCGUGGUAUGAUAAUAAUAAUAAUGUACGGUCUGAGAUUAGGUAAUAGUUCUUAGAGUUGAGUGUCUCGCCAUUUCAUCAAGCACCGAAUCGGAUUUAACUUCAAUGUCUGCAUGUAUCACGUUUAAAGUGGCCAUUCCAUUAAGUCUCUGCUGUCUUGUGGUGUAGUGUUUCUUAAAUAGAAUUCGUAAAAAACUCACAAACAUAUUUCGGGGAGGGGAGGGAGGGUCACAACCUUUAACUCCUCCGGGUUGGGCCAUUGCUCCCGUUACACUAUAAUAGUCUCGUUACAACCGAUGAUACGUCAAAACCACGAUUAAAAAUAUACCCAUUAUAGGUACAAGUGGGUAUAGGUACAAUAGGUACAAUUUAUCUCUUUAAUCGUGGUCAAAACGAAUAAUGAAAUAUUGUAUGUUAUUAUUUUCUAAUUUUAAUGAAGAUCAACCGAACAAUUUUCGUAAAUUUAAAAUAAAAUCGUAAUUUAUUCUUUCCUUCGAUUUUACGCAGGGGUUGUGAUCGUCCAAGCCACCAGCCGCCACCCCGUGCCUAUCGAUAAAAUCACUUAUUACAAAUAUUUAUAUCGCAUUAUUAUCGUUACCGACAUUAUACUAUGAACAGUUAUUUCAAGUCUUUCUUGACUAAUAUUUGAUGAUUUUAUUUUUGUUUUUCAAACAGACCAGUUAAAGGCACUCUAUCCAUAAGCGCUUAAAAAAAAUACCUAGUAGACUUUUUUCUGUAUCACACUGAAUAAGAGUAGGUACCUAUUUUUUCAUCCAAAAUAGAUUUUCCUUAUGGUAAAAUCGAACAGAAUCAAUAAAUACGAUUAGUGUACAACAUAAUUUGUGCAUAUUGAUUAGCCUAAAAUAAUAGUUUGUGUCUUAAAUUAUAUUAAUAUUAAUAUUAUAUAAUAUGAUUUAAGAUUUAUGUAGGUACUAUCAUACAGGUCCAUGUCAUAUUAUUUGUUUUCAACUAAAUUGGUAACUUAUCAAAAUGUAAAACUUUUCAUAUUAAAAUCCGAAAAUUUUAAAUAAUUGAAUACCUACCCACAUCAUUUACAUUUUAUGUAUUUCUAUAAAUUACGUAACAUGGUAUUUCCUCAAUAAGAUAUUAUGUAAAACUGCUUAUGGACAAGAAUUGAAUUUUAUAUUUUCUGAAAAAAUUAUUUCAUUGUAUGUAAAUUGGUAUUUACACAGUAUAUAGUUUGAUUUGUGUUUUCUGUUGUAAGUGAAUACAAAUUAUUAAAGAUUGAAAAAAAAAUAUUUGGUUAUUUUAAAAUAAGUAAUUUAUUAAUUUUAUACUUUAAUAAAAUGUAUUGCAAAAUGAAAAGUACACAUAAUAAUUUUGUUGUAAUUUAAAUUAUAUAAUUUGUAUACUACAAUAACACAUAGUUUUAUAUUUUAGUUAGCGGCAAUGUUGAAUGUGGAACUCUUUUGGGAAUUAUGGGGCCAAGGUAGGUUGCAUCUAAUUUUCAUGUUUAGGUACUUUGUACUUAAACUGUAAACUGUAACUUACAUAUUACUUUCUUUCUUUGGCUAUAGCGGUUCAGGAAAAACUACACUCAUGGCUACAAUAAGUCAUCGAACAAAGGGUCAGUAAAAAAUUUGCAUUAAAAAAAAUAAUAAUAAUUAAAACUGGUGUCUAAAAUAUAUGAUAUUGUUUUUAAAGGAAAUUUUGAAGGAGAGCUUUUACUGAAUGGACGGCCAGUAUCUGAAGAUAUUAUGAUAAAAAUAUCAGGAUUCGUUGCUCAAGAAGACAUUAGUUUUAAUCAGUUAACAGUUUUGGAACAACUCAAGCUGAUGGUUAGUAUAAUAAUAGUCUCUGAUUAUGCACUGUAUAUAUUAGUAGAUAUAAUUAUUAUUCAAUUAUCUGUUUUAUGCACACCACCAACUUCGUUCCAUCAUUCUCCAAUAACCUUUAGCCACAUUCUUUUUAUCUCAUUUUAUCACCCUAGAAGAUUUUAGGUUAGACCCUAACUCAGGGUCUCUCUAUAAUUUUACUUAUAUAGUACUAGUCAGUAAGUUGUAUUAGUGUUUUUGGGCCUUGGUCUGUAAUGUUACACAUAAUUAAAUUUAAAAAAAAAAAAAAUAUGUACAAUAUAAUAUUAUUUUUGAAGGCCAAAUUAAAAAUGGAUCGUGGCGCAACCCACAAAGUAAUCAAAGAUCGUAUAGAUCAUCUUGCAGUCCAUUUAGGAUUGAAUAAAAUUCUGGACACCCGGUUGUGUUAUUUAUCUGGCGGAGAACGAAAAAAAGUUGCCUUAGCCGUUCAACUCAUAAACGAUCCACCAAUUUUAUUUUGCGAUGAAAUAACUACAGGAUUGGAUAGUUACUCUGCUGCACACAUAAUAAAUACCCUGAGGAGAGUUGCUCAAAGCGGAAAGAUUGUCAUAUGUACUAUACAUCAACCAGCCUCUGGUGUGUUUGAUCAAUUUCAAGAAGUUAUACUUUUGACAAACGGACGAUUAGCUUAUCAAGGAUCUGUAUCGUUGGUGAACGAUCUUUUUCAAAAGUAUGCCCAUGAAAUAGUCCUAUAUAAACUACUUACGCCCAAUAAUAAUCUUCUUUUUUUUUAGAUACAGUUAUAUUUGUCCUGCCACAUACAACAAGGCUGAUUUUAUUGUAUCAAUUUUAAAUUCUGACAGUGUGAUAGAUAAAAAAAAUGUAAACAAGAUGUGUGAACUAUCGUCGACUGUAGCACAGAUGGAUAUAAAGUAUAAUUCAUUCAAUAAAGACGUAAAUAAAUUUUAAAUUAAUUAUUUUAAAUCAAUAUUCAUAUCAAUUUUUUAAUAUUAUUUUGUCAGUUUUUAUAGUUUAAUUCUUUUAUUCUUUUUUUUUUUUUAUGUUUAGGUUCAGUCUGAAUAUGAACACCACUUACAAGCGUAAGUAUUUUCAUAUUAUGUAAUUUUAGUUAACUCUAUUAUAUUUUUUAAAUUUUUGUAUCAGAGAAAAGCUACAUUGGAUAUUACAAGUAUUACUUUUGCUGUAUAGAUCUGCUACAUGUUUCAUAAGAAAUUAUAAAGAAAAAUUAUUAGAAUUUGUAACAUUGAUGGUAAAAAUUAAAAUUGAACAGUAGUAGAUAGCUUGUAUUAUUAGAACAGUUUAUAACAAUAACUAUUAUGUGUUAUAGUUUUUAGGUGUUAUUACUUCUACUCCAUAUGUAAACCUACAAUUUGACACAAAAGCAGUUCAAAAUUGGGAAGGAUUUUGGUUGUGCUUAGUUAUCAAUACUGUGUUUCAGUUUAGUUAUUCUGCUAUCCCUUUACACCAAAUUAAGUUCUCGGUUGUCCACCGGGAAGUUAGUAAUAAAGUUUAUUCAUUGAGUGCAUAUUACAUAUCAGAAUUAAUCGUGAAUGUAAGUAUGCAAAAUUAAUAAUAUUUUAUUUUAUUUUAUUGUUCUUAUAAUACAAAUAUAUAUGUUGUUUUUAGUCCAUCUGGUUAAUGAUUAAGACAGUAUUUUUUUGCCUUCUUGUGUUUUGGAUUGUCGGAGUCAAUUGGACUUAUAUGCAAAUUGUGGUAUUUUUGAUUGUAACAUAUGCAUCAUUUACAUACGGUAAUUAAUAAUUAAACUCAAUGUUGCUUUUUAUUUUUAUUUGACACAUUAAGUUAGUCAAAAUGUAUAAUGUACUUAUAUGAAUUCAAACAAAUUUAUUGUAGGGUGUUUGUUAUCUGCGUCUUGUAAUCGUAUAGAAGAAGCUGUUGUCUAUUCCAUAGUUUACGAAUAUUUAGCAUUGCCUCUCAGUGGUGCCUAUUUAUCUUUCAGGUAAGUUAAAAAAUAUACCAAAUAAUUAUUGUUCUAUUAAAUUAAUUGUGAUUUGUCUCUUAGGUCUUUGCCAAACAUAUUAUUUAAUUUAAGAUACUUGUCAUUGUUUUUCCUUGGCUGCGAAUCAUUAUCAACACUAUUUUGGGAUAAAAUAAAAUCUUUACGUGAGUAUAAUAAUAUUAUAUUUUAGUUAAUAAUAUGAAAUUAAUAUUUUUAGAUAUUUGUUUUGAUUGUUAUUCUUUAAAAUAUUUCAGCUUGUAUCGAACCUGCUAACUGUUUGGACAGUGGAAAAGCAGUUUUAAAUAAAUUUGGUUUUGUCAGUGAAGAUUUAUAUUUUGAUUUAAUGGUAUUAAUCACAUUUUCAUUAUUAGGAAAUAUAUUUAGUUAUUUUGGAAUAGUUCAAAGAAUGAAAAAACAACCAGCCUAUUAA